Molecule: messenger RNA, 1640 nt
Organism: Betta splendens (Siamese fighting fish)
Lineage: Eukaryota; Metazoa; Chordata; Actinopteri; Anabantiformes; Osphronemidae
Gene: slbp
Product: stem-loop binding protein
Exons: 8
Coding region: 135-995 (286 amino acids)
Biological process (GO): mRNA transport; mRNA 3'-end processing by stem-loop binding and cleavage
Cellular component (GO): cytoplasm; histone pre-mRNA 3'end processing complex
Molecular function (GO): mRNA binding; histone pre-mRNA stem-loop binding
Source: RefSeq, a predicted model, not a curated record
UCACGUGACUUGUCGGAUUGUUUGGGGCCGCGCGUCUUUCAGUGUUGGCGGGUAUUGGUAACCAGUCGCAGUAACGCUCAAUUUCCCAGAAUAGAAAUACUUUAUUGUCUCGUUUAUUUAUUGGUGUUGACAAAAUGUCUAACUGGCUCAGAGGUAAAGAGUGUGUUGCUAACAACAGCGAGCACGACAAAAGGAGUGACGGCCCCUCUCGGUGGUCCCACUGCAGGAAGAGAGGGAUUGAUGGAAAUCUCAGGGCCAACACAGAAGCUAAUGGUAGCAAUGGGGAGAAGAGUAGGCACAGUGACAACAGCUACACACAUUCAGACAGCAGACAUUCCAGUUUCACCACUCCAGAGAGUAAUGGUCCUGUGACUCGCUGCAAUAGACGAAUGGACUGGGGAAGUCAGAUGGAGGAUGAGGAGAUGAGGAGGGGUGUACACAAAGACAUGCAGCGUUACAGAAGGAGGAUACUGGCCGCAGAAGGUAACCAAAGAGAGAGAAAGACUUCCUCUGGCUCAUCUGAGAGCUGUGACUCUAAAGAGGGAGACAACAUGGAGACAGAUGAGGCUGUGUUGCUCCGCCGACAGAAACAGAUCAAUUAUGGCAAGAACACACUGGCCUAUGACCGAUACUUAAAGGAAGUUCCGAAACACAUGCGUCAGACAGGCAUUCACCCAAAGACUCCCAAUAAGUUCAAAAAGUACAGCCGCCGCUCCUGGGAUCAGCAGAUCAAGCUGUGGAAAGUCAAACUUCAUGCCUGGGACCCACCAGCAGAGGAAAGCCAAGACAAAGUCCUCAAUAACAUUGAGGACCUGGAUAUUGAUGAUGUCAUGGACAUUGAGCUGGAUUUCCCACCUUUGACAGACUCCCAGGCCCCCUCAGCCUCUCUGGCCACCCACAGUCUUUCACUGGAGGAUGAAGAUUGCUCUGGUACUCCAGUUAAAAUACAGAAGACAGAAAAUGCAGCAGAAUCUGGUGUGACCGCUAAUUGCUGACAUCAACCCAGAAAAUGUAACAUUCAUAAUUCAAGUGGUUCUGCUGACCCCACAACACUUAAACAAAAGACAUCUGUUAAACAAAUCAGCUACUCCAUCUUCUCAAAGUAAUGUGAUGCAUCUGCAGAGUUCUUUUUGGACAUUUUUCUAUAUUGCUUGUUGAAUUGACUUUAAUACCUUUUAUUUGCCCAGAUCUGAUCUGCUCAGGGAGUCUUGCAAUGACAGUCUCAUGUUCACUCAAGUCGAGUCACUGAAAAUGGUGAAGGGUUUGUUUGUUUAUUUUUUCAAAAUCACUUGCGCCCUGUAGCAGUGGCAUCUGGGUUUGCUGAGGUCCAUUAGCUGUAAAUUUUAAACCACAUCCUGUUUAUUCUAUUAAAAUCUUCAAAAAGCAAGAAUAUUAACAGAUUGAAUACUUAGAGUUGGAUUUUUUGUUUUGUUUUUUUCAUUUAAAUAUUUCACAUUGAUUUUUUUUCAUUAUUUCACAAUGAUGAGAUUUUUUUCAUGGACAGUUUUAAAAACAAGUUUUGGUUAUGGUUGGUUGUGAUUUGUUUGUACAUGGGCUGUUCUUUUUAAACAAACUGUUUCAUACUGCUGUUUUCCUUCUUGUUAAAGACUUUGAAAUAAAAAAUGUUUCUGUCUGUCAAA